CUCCUUCAAGCCGCCCGCCACUCAGCAGCAGCUGGAGCUGGGCUACCGGGAGGCGCCCAGCGUGCACGAGCCCAUGACCAUGGUGUUCGUAAAGGUUGCCAAGCCCGCCGCCGUCUCCCGCGCGGAGGCCUCUGCCGGCGACCUGGGUGAGGUGCAGGUGUUGUCCGCCAUCACCGCCUACCAGCUGGCAGUGGGGCAGUACUCGGCGCUGGCUCGCAGCCUGCUGGCGCCGUAUGGCGGCUACGAGUGCAAGGAGCCGGAGCCGGGGAAGUUCACAAUGGCUUUCGGAUGCCUGAAGGACGCCAUUGCGUGGGCCUGCCACCUGCAAAAAGAGCUGCUGCACCUGCCCUGGCCGCCGGCGCUGCUGCAGAUGCCUGGGUGUGAGGAGGUGCUGGGGGGCGGCGGGCAGCGGCUGUGGUGCGGCCUGCGGGUGCGGGUGGGCAUGGCGCAUGGCUACAUCAACGUGAAGAAGCCGAUGAACACGGGGCGUGCGGACUACUUUGGCGAGCUGGCUAACACUGCGGCGCGUGUGGCCGCUCUGGCCGCCCCGGGGCAGAUCCUGGUGGAGUCCUCGCAGGUCGUUGUGUUCAUGCCUGACGGCACCCACCUGCUGUCGGGGUCCUACCCCACCUACCUGCCCGUCAAUUGGGCCGCAGCCAACGACGAGCCCCGCGCCGCGGUCCUUGCGCGCCGGCACGAGGCCGUGACCGACGGCGGAGCGCUGCUGGGGUAUUGGAAUGCGGGUUCCGGAGCAGCCGGGAGCCGCCGUGGGUAUGGUAGUGACCGUAUUCGCCGUGCGAGCUACGGCGCCGGGCAGAUGGACACGCUUGGUGAUGCAUUGCACGAUCUGCCGCUGGCCACACCCUUCCAAAGAGUGCCCAGGUCCGUUGGUAACGGAGUCCCCGAGCCCGCCGCCUCGCCCGCCACCCCCCUAGCCGCGCUGAUGACGCUUCAGAGCCGGCGGCGCAUCUCGCUUCUGGACGUCACCGCCCGCUCCCUGAGCACCGGCGCACAGCACCUGUUGGCGGCGAGGAGGAAGUCCAGGACGGACGGAGGGGGGAUGGACCUGAGGCACGGCUCAGGGUGCCAGGUUGACGGGCCCAGCGACAUGCGAGUGGAGUACAUUGAGCUGCGGGCCCUGGGCAAGUUCCUGCUGCGCGGCUUGGAUAACCCCAAACUGCUGUUCCAGGCCCUCCCAGAGUCCCUCCUCGAACGCACCUUCCCCAUCCCCACGGAGGCUCUGGUCAGCAUGCCGGAUGCCUCCCUCACGAUGCGGGCUGAGAUGCCGCGGCGGGUGGGGCUGCUGGCUCUGCUGUGGCGCACCGCGGGACAGGUGGGGGAGCUGGUGGCGGGCGGCGCCACUCGUGGAGCGCUAGCAGCCGUACGUGGCAGGACAGCAGUAGCAGGCGGAGGAGGCGCAGUUCAGCUGCGGGGGGCUGUGGCAGGUGCAGGAGCCAGGGGGGCAACGGUGCCUUCAGCGCUGGCGCUUCAGAGCCGGAAGACCCUCCCGGGCGCUGUGAUGGACGAGGCGCUGUUGGGGGCCCGAAGUCCCAGAGGCGGCUCCCGCCGGCGCUCGGACGUCUCCGCCCUCACCUCCCGCCGUCACACCUCCAUGUUCCCGCGCACGGCCACUCGCUUCCCCAGCAGCUUCCUGCCCGGUAGCAGCAGCCCGCGCGGGGGACAGGGCGACGUCAAGAUGAGGGCCUCGGGCAGCGGCAAGUCCGGACGCCAGGGCCGCGGCGGGCUGCUGGCGUCCUCACACAGCACAUCGCUGGAAAGGUGUAAAUUGGGGCACGUUCCGCUGCUGCGGAGUGCCACCUCCCCUCGGCGCGGCCUGGAGGACAUGCCGCCUUUUCCCCGGCGCUCCUCCGUCGACCUCUCCCGCUUCCCCUCCAUGCUGCAUCACUAUCAUCAUCAUCAGCAGCAGCACCGCAGCCCUGGUGACGGGGCGUAUGAGGACGCAGCAGAGCUGCAGGAGAGUGCUUCCCGUCCGAGCACGGCAGGAGGGUUUUCUGGAGAGAUGGGCGACCAGCCCACAUCGUCGACCUCGCCUUCACGGCAGCUGCGGCGCUCCUCACCUGGCCAUGUCGCAGCAGCAGCAGCAGAUGAAGCCCUGAGGCCGCUAGGCGCACGGGCAAGGCUGGGCAGCAGUGGCCAGCGCUCCGAGGUUGCAACCCCGGGAAAGGCGGACCAGCCCCUGGAGCCGCAGCCGCCGGUGUCCUGUACAUCAGGCAGCGUCAACCCCUACAGCCCGUACAGCCCGCCAGGGACUUCGCCGUACAGCCCAAGCUGUACGGCAGUCCCGGGGGGCCGUGUCCCCCCCCUGCGGCUUGCACGAGGUUCCAGCGGAACCACCCCCUGCCGCGGCCCGGACGCAACGACGUCUGCCUUCCAGCACAGCAAUAGCAACAACCCGCUGAGCGAUGAAGCCAUGCAGCUAGUCUUCAUGAACCCGCUGACCUCCGCCUUCACGACUCCUAGGGAUGCAACCGUGUCGCCCGGCGCAAUGGCAGCGGUGGCCAUGACGGCGAUGGCCGGGGCCGGCAGCCGCAGCUCGCUGGACGGGCAGUACUUCGUCCUGCAGCCGCAGCUGUCCGUCAACAGCAGCACAUGCAGCGCUUCCCAGACGCAGGGACAGCAACGCGGGGGGAGUGCGACUGCAGGCCCGGCCCACGUGGCGGGCGUGCAUGAAAUUGGAAGCGACGUGGGGAACACGGGUAGCGGGGCAACAGCGGACGCGGGUCCAGGCAGCAGGGAGGGGCUCCCGACGUUGGGCCUGUCGCGGGCAUCGAUGGAAGCUGCGGGUGCGUUACAUCUCAGCAGCACCAGUCCACGCUCGGUCCCAGCGCUUAGCCGGCCUGGAAGUCUUCCUCGAGAUUGGAUGCGAGCGCCGUCGCCCCUCGGCGGCGGCUCCGUCGUCACUGCCGUGUUGGCAGGCGGUGGGACCGCAGCAGAGACCCAUGGGUCGGCUGCUGCUGCGCCGCUUGCCGCAGCAGCUGGGGCAACCGUUCCCGAGAUUGAGGCCGUGAACCCGAUCUAUGAAAUGCCAAGCAUUACGGCUCGGCUGCCCGUCAGCCGCUCUGGGAGUGAAGGGGACAUGGGCACAGAGCCUAGCAGUCCGACCGGCAUUAUAGGCUCCCUUGCUGCUGGUGCGAUCCCCGCUGCUCCUCUUGAGAUGCGACACCACGGCAGCACUGCGUCGCUUAAACACCUCUUCCUAGAUUCCCUAGCUGCCUGGACCCAGAAACCAACACUGUUUCCCGGUGGCAAGCGCUCUCGCACACAGCAGGGCAUUAGCUCCAGCAGCGGUACCUCGGUUGCAGCCUCAGCCGCCGCUCCCUUCAACCCUAUUACCAUGAUUACAACUGAUUUUGGUCUUACCGGAGAUGGCGAUGGCGGUAACAGCGUCGUGUUUGCAUCCACGUCACCAACGCCGCCGCCGCCGCCGCUGCCAGCGUUGCCUCCACAGGCCACCUCGGGCCACCCGGGGGGGCUGCUGUCGGAUCUGCGGGUGAGGGCGGUGCUGCGUGCCGCCUCCGCACAAGCUGUUGCUGCGCCCACUGAUGCAGGCGGCAGCCGCGAUCCCAGCAGCGCUGGCGAUGCAGCAGGCGAAUCCGCGGGAGGCAGCCGCCCCUCGAUCGGCGGCGCCGCCCUGCGUUCCCCCGGUCGCGGCGCUGAUGAGCCCUCCCUGCACCGCCAGCACCAACACACCCCCGCUACCCCCGCCACCAACACCGCCACCACCACCUCCCGGCUCGCUACCUGCACACGCACGCCGGCUGAGGGAGAAGAAGUCGAGCAGCAGCCGCAACCGCCAUCGCCACCACAACUCCAAUCACCUUCCUCACCACCACAGCAAUCCCUGUCGCAAUCACAAACCGUUUGGCAACGUCUGCGCUGCAUGUACCAGCACAGCCGUGACCAUCACCAGCAGCACCACGAGCAGGAGCAACGUCACACGCGUCUAAGCCGAGGACGCACUUUAGACGAGACGGCCGAGCUAGGUACUCACGAGGAGUUGUACUGCGACAACAACAGCACCCCCCGUGCCGACGCGGCCCAGGAGGCCCUGCAACAGCAGCCCCAGUUGACCUCAGCCGGCAUGUGUACGGCAGCAGCCCACUCGCUGCUCCCCACUAACGUAGCACGCAUAGCCCUGUCGCAUCGCGUUAGCGAAAUCCACACUGAUGCAAGCGGCGGUGUCGUCAACAACCCCGGCGACCCCGGUGCCCGUGGCGGCCGGGCGGAACGUGCAGUGGCCUCUCUGCUGCGCGGCGUGCGGCUGGGUCGGGGUGUGAGCACCCUGGGCGGUGCGUCCGUUGCGUCCGUGUACAGCCCACCCGGGAGCGCCCGCAGCCACACCCAGCAGCGGCAUGGGUCGCCGGUGCCGCGGUUCAGUGGGAGCAGCAGUGGCUCCAGCCUCUACAGCGGCACCGCCAGUCCGCGGGUUACGUCUGGUGGUGUGGAGCCUGGAACGACGAACCGCAUGACGAGUCUGCUGGCCGCCGUGUUUGGCCGCGGACAGCACGCACGCCGCCGGCACGCGCGCUUCCGUCGCCGCAGCACACACAUCUUCAUGAACGACGCCGCUCGUAUGGAGCUGUUGCAGAGGUCAGCAGUGGCACCUUCAGCCUCUCCGGAGGCGGACGCAGGCGACGCUGCGGACAGCGGCUCCCACUCCUUCGCAGCCGCUGUAGCGCUCACGUAUGUGCAGCACCGCCGGCAGCAGCAACACCAGGAGCUACACAGCGCCGGCGUCAGCAUGUGCAUAUCCAACACUCGUGACGGCAGCGGCAAUGUCAUGAAGGACAGUUUUGGCCUGGGGUGGUCGCUGGGAGAGGAGUCAGGCGUUACCUGUCCCAGGGAGUCCUUCGGCCUUGCCACCGAAGCCCAAGCGCCCCAAUCCCAGGCGCCGCCGUGUUCCAGAUCUCCAACCGCCGCCACGAGCGGGAGUCUGUGGAGCGGCGACCCGCAGUGCCUGCACCCGCACCCGCACCAAGGAGUGCCCGUCAGUCCCGUCGCCGCUGCUCUCAGCACCCUGCCUGCGGACUUCUGUGGCGGCGAGGGCAGCGGCAGCCCCGCUGCGCCCUCGAACAACCCCCUCGCGGACAAGAACGCUAACAGCAGCAACAACAACGACAAUGGCCCGCUGGCGUACGCCCGACGUGGUAUACACGCAAUGUAUGGCAUCCACGGCACCAGCAACCACAACAUGAACGCCAUCGCCCCGCCCUCCGACUCGCUUUCCUCUGUGUCUCAGACCGCCCUGGCCAUGGCUAUGGCUGCUCCUUCGAGCACCGUGAGCGCACUUGGAUCCGGCCGCUCCCUCCAUACCGCCCCGCUCAGCCAGGAAUACCAGGCGGCCACACCUGAUCAGCUUCGUUCAGUUGGCGACGGCAGCUCUGCUGCUUUUGAGGUACUGCCGUACAUUCAAGGCCCUACGGGUGCCACCGGCGGUGGCUGUGGCGGCGCUGUUAUGACGAACAAGGAUGGAUCCACAAGCGCUACAGCGACUCCUAGCUUGUUGCCCGCAGGAUUACUGCAGAGGUACCCCUCUUUAGCCUGUGACACGCCUUGGGAUGCUGAUAGUUCUGCAACCGCUCAGCAGCAGCAGCAAUACCCCGGCUUCUACACGCGGCUGUCCCGCGCCAGCACGCUGAGUCGCUCUGGCGCGGUAGGCGGGGAGAAUGCCCUCAUGAGCUCAUGCAGUGCUGCGGCGGCGGUAGCAGCAGCUGCUGCUGCGGCGGCCCUUUCUAGCCCUUUUGAGGCGGCUGCAGCCCAAAAGCAGCUUCCCAGCUGGCAUGCAGGAGGAAGCCCCUGCGCACCAACAACCGCGGCAUUGCCGCCGGGCGCAUUGAGGUCCCCCGCCCUGUCGUCGCACGGCAGUGAUAGCAUGCAGCUGCAACUGCAGCAACAGCAAACUGGUUACUCUUCACAACAGGACUUGCUUCUGUCGUAUUGCCAGCAACCUUCCCCCACGGCCGUUGCUCAGGUGUCGCCUGUACAAGCCCGCCAGCGACGCCAGCCCCCUGCGCGCUGCGAGCAACGACACACUGGGCGAGGCUUGGGCAAGGUGCCUAGCGCUGCCUACCUAGACGUGCUGCAUUCCGCCACUCCCGGCGUCCCUCACGGUGCACCAGCUGCGCGAUUCGCCAGCCCCCAGGCUGCUGCUUCAGCUCAGUCCAUGAGCCCCUCAAUGUCACCACCUAGCUCCGCAUAUGCUGCGGCGGCCGCCGCCGCUGCCGCCGCAUUCCAUUCAGCUCCAGACAGCCCCCAAUCCUCAGAGGCCCACGGACGAAUGCUACGCUGCGGCGGCGGUGGUGGCGGCGUCCUCCAGCCAUGGUCCUUGCAUAAGAGCCCAAGUGACAGGACUGCCGUAGAGAUUCCUCAGGUGUCCUCCCUAGCCCACUGGGAUGCUGCUGCUGCUGCCUCCGGACCUGACUGCCCUGCUACUCAGGCUGCUGCUGCUGCUGCCACAGUCCCUAUCCUUACGGGCUCCUCAGACGGCUGGGGGGGCCAGAAUCAAGGCCUGCGGGCGGCGCCUCUCUCAGCAGCAUCGGCAGCCUCAGCUGCCUCCACUUCAAUGGCUACGUCAGCCGCCAUGGUGUCACCACGAGGCCAGGUGGUCCACCCUCACGCGCAUCUCCAUAUCACGGGGAGCACCAUUCUCUGUUCGCCACGCGGGGGCAGCUGCUUUGAGGCUAGCGCUGUGGUACCGUCAUCCUCCGCCGCCGCGUCAGGAGGGGCGCCCGGCCCCCAGCCCAGCUGCAUGCUGCUGCAGCGGGCAGAGCUGCCCAAGUCACGACGCCCAUCAGUGCUGCCCCUCACUGCGGACGGUGGCCUGGGUUUGCAUCCCACGGCUGCCCAUCCUGCCAGCCACCAGCGUUCUAACAGCUUGCAGAGUGGCCCACGGGUCAUUCAGGCCGCGCUGGCCGGUCCUAGUCACCCGCUGUACUACAACGCGCCCAUGAGCGAGUGGGCGGAACCGGAGGCCGUGGCGGCUGUGACCGCUGCGGCGGCGGCGGCAGCCUCCGGCAAUGUCCUCAGCGGGUCCGGGGCCACCCGGCGCAUACCUGGACUGGUUCGGAAGAGUACUAGGUUGCUGCACGUGCAUCGACAGCCCCACCACCAGCAGCAGCAGGCGCAGCAGGCUCCCGCACAGCAGCAGGAUCCUUCUUUGGGCCCUCCUCCUAGCCCAGGUGGGGGGCCCACCGGUCGCCAAGGCCAGCGUAACUCUGCGCCGCUUCCCAGCCGGCAUGCCACGCAGGGGCCGUCGUUCUGGGCGCAACAGCAACAGCAGCAGCAGCCAGAUUUAUCACCUCGGCGACAGCCUCACGCGCAGCAGCAGCAGCAGCCGCAGCAACACCUCUUCAAUUCUGAUCUCUCGUGUCCGAGGGACAUCUCCAGCGCGCAGCACCUUUACCACCAGCCUCAUCAUCACCAACAGCAGCACCAUGGCGCGCACUGGCGACCUCAAAUGGAGCCCGGCCUUUCCAGCCAUGACUGGGAGCAAGGCGGGCGGUUGGAGGCUGCAGCCGGGGCUGAGGCAGCCUCAGCAGCAAGCGACUCAGCUACUGCCACAACAUGGCAUCAUCACGGGCAUCAAUCGGGAGCGUUCGGCGCUGUGGAAUAUUCGGCUUACAUGCCACAGUUCGAGUUCCAGGCUGGUGACCCACGGGUCAAUGACUCUUGGACUCAAGGGCUGCAAGGCCCCGGUUACGACCGGUACCAUCAGUGGGGCCAACAUGCGCACCUGCUUUCACAGCACCCGGCAGCAAAUUCAGCUGCCACGGCUGCUGCUCGGCUCACCCAUGUUUCGUCUUUCCAAGGCACGACGUCACAUGCACAGCACCCAUCUCCGGCGCUCAAUACCCCAGGAGUCAUGCGGCAGUCCUUUUCGCUGGGCAAAAUUGAGCCCUGGCCCUUGUCCCCGAGGCAGCCGCCAGUUCUUCAUGGCCCGCCGCUGCAGGGAUGGGAGCACGCCGCAGCAAGCCCAGAUGCUUCCGCGACGACUGGAGCGACGGCCCAUGUGGCAUCAGAGGAAACACAGGCCCUGCGCGCCAUCCUGACGCGCACCGAGAGGGACCUUGUGGCGCAGCUGGAACGCGCAGUAACUCCGGAGGAAGCCAGCGAGAUUGAGCACAUCCUACAGCAGAUUCGCCGCUCCCGUGACGGGCCGACCCACGGGUCUGGCAGCCCCUCUCAGUCGCCCACGACAUCGGCCGCCGCGGGAGGCUCGCCCAACGCUGCUUCAGCACCCCUUCCGCAGCAUGGCGAGGCAACCACCCGGUUGCUGCUGCCAGCCCAGCACCCAGCAGACCUGUCGGCUGAGGGGCCGAGCUCACCCGAGCCGACGAGUCCAGGGAUCGGCGGCAUGCCGAACGAAGAAACUGGCGACACAUCACCCUUGGCUGGGGCUGCCGAAGCUGUGAGCAGAGCACCCCGGUGCGCUUCUGAGGCUGGCAUGGAGGGACUGGUAACGGAAAACAAGGAGCUCGGGGUAGCGGAGGUGUCGCACGGGGCCGAGCAGGAGAGCGCUCCGGCCCUGACAGAGCUCCGCAUGCUUGAAGCUGCUACGUCCGCUCCCACAUCACAACAGCCCUGGGCAUCGGCGCCGCCAGGGCAUCAGGUGUUGCCCUCACAGAAGCCGGGGCCCGCCUCAGGCGGCGACCAACUAAUGAGUGCAUCCGCUAACGUCACGGCUGCUAACGAUGACAGCUGCUGCGCUGUGGCGCAUCCGCCAUUAGACGAAUUUACCAUUCGCAUGGUUCAGCUGCCGUCCCGUGGGUCACGGCGGGACAACAGCACAGGCGGCGGCACGGCACCCAGCGGCGCCUUGGGCUCCCCCAUUGGCCUGCUGCUUCUAGAGCAUGACGAUGGCUUUGGGUCGCCCGUACCCUCAUUUGAGGUUUCCUCAAGCAGCAACCUCCAAGACCGUCCGUCCCUGGGUGGAGCCAUCAUCGGCAGCAUCGGCACCGGCACUCUCACAGGCCCCAUGCAGCUGCUGGCAGCUCCCACACUGUCCCACCAUCACCACCACCACCAUCUGGCAGCCAUCGGCGCCGGCUCCUCCUCCUUGCAUUCCUCGGGUGCUGGCUCACUUGCAUCACCGAUGUCGCGGCUGGCCGCAAACCUGAGGCCGGCGGGCGCCGGCGGUGGCGGUGGUGGUGGCGGUGCGGG
Messenger RNA from Astrephomene gubernaculifera, 9180 nucleotides. The record is from the annotation of a GenBank genome assembly. Lineage: Eukaryota; Viridiplantae; Chlorophyta; Chlorophyceae; Chlamydomonadales; Astrephomenaceae.